AUGUGUACAUAUGCAUUGAUGUGUUUAUACUCGAACGACACCGUCAAUCCUCAGAUUGGAACAAAACGUUUGAUGACGCAAAUGGCGAUUAUGGAUGAAAAAAGGAACAAACCUGAUGAUGGAAAAUUUACAGUUCCGCUAGGAAUUUUGCCAGACUGUGUUGAAGUUCGUGACGGCGGUGCUGCUCGUUGUUUAAAAAUGAUGAGAAGAACACACAAAAAAUUAUUUCCGGGUCACAUAUUUCUAAUACGUCAUACUCAGAUACAAACAACUGAAACAUUCACAAAUAAUAAAGACAAAACGUCGUAUAGACGAACAUGUAUGUGGAUAUCUAUUGAAAUUUGA
Messenger RNA from Heterobilharzia americana, 345 nucleotides. The record is from the annotation of a GenBank genome assembly. NCBI's taxonomy places the organism in Eukaryota, Metazoa, Platyhelminthes, Trematoda, Strigeidida, Schistosomatidae.